AUGCGUUUCUCUAUCGCUCUAGUUGCGGCUUACGCUGCCUUCGUCCAGGCCGGUGUCUUCACCCAGCAGACAUACAACGACAUCUCUAUCUCCGGAGGUGUUGCCGGUAACGCACAAGAAGAAGCUCUCGCUGUCUUCAGCGCUCUUGACACAAACAACCUGGCCAACGCCGACAAGGAUGACAUCGCCUUCCUUAACUCAGUCAACAAGAUCUGCAACCAAGCUGAGAAGGAGGCAUUCAAUACCGCCAUCGACGAUGCCUCCGGUGAGGCUGCCGAUGCUCUCCAGCGCGGCAAGAUAAAGAACAAGGUUCUCAAGCUCCAGGCCACCAUCUUCCGCUUGAUGAUCGAGCAAGCCCAGGGAGAGGAUGUCUCCGCCGACAUGGCCAAGGAGCAGAAGAAGCUUGAUAACAACAUCAAGCAGGACGAGGACGAGGCUGGCAAUGCUUCAACCUUCCUGUCCUUCGAUGCCACCACCGCUUAA
This is a messenger RNA of Daldinia childiae, 483 nucleotides long. RefSeq names its product putative small secreted protein. The record is from RefSeq and is a predicted model, not a curated record. The transcript has a single exon. The coding region runs from base 1 to 483 and encodes 160 amino acids. Lineage: Eukaryota; Fungi; Ascomycota; Sordariomycetes; Xylariales; Hypoxylaceae.